This is a messenger RNA of Zonotrichia leucophrys gambelii, 3559 nucleotides long. It is a transcript of the gene TRIM41, whose product is annotated as tripartite motif containing 41. Gene Ontology annotation, cellular component: cytoplasm. Gene Ontology annotation, molecular function: zinc ion binding; ubiquitin protein ligase activity; protein binding. The record is from RefSeq and is a predicted model, not a curated record. Lineage: Eukaryota; Metazoa; Chordata; Aves; Passeriformes; Passerellidae. The coding region runs from base 611 to 2557 and encodes 648 amino acids. Gene Ontology annotation, biological process: protein ubiquitination. The transcript is spliced from 6 exons.
UUCCCCUGUGCGGCCGAGCCGCCGCCAGGAGAGAGCGGCCGGGGGGAACCGGAGCGGGACCAGUACUCGAAAAGAACCGGAACCCGGACCAGGGAGCUCGGAGCGCCUCGGGUUGCGCUGGGCGCGGGAAAAGCCGGUAAUGCCCCACUUCCGGUUCCACUCCCAGUCCUCCAAAACCAACGAGUGGCGUGGGUAGACAAACCCCGGCAACAGGAGCCACUUCCUGUCAUAUUGGGCGGAAGAGGCGGUGCCUCAACCGGAAGGCGGAAGUUCCGCGGCCUUUCCCGUCUGUGGCGGAGCCGCCGCCGGGCGAGCGCGGCCCGGGAGGAACCGGAGGGAACCGAGAGGAACCGGGAGGAACCGAGCGGGGCACCGAGCAGGACCCGGGCGACACCCAGCGAGCACCGAGCGGCUCUUCUGGCACCCUGAGAGCGCGGGGGGACCGCGGCGGCGAGGCCCGGUGAGGAGGCCCGGUAAAGCCUAGCGGGUUCCGGUGAGGCCUAGCGGGGCCCGGUGAGGCCUAGCGGGGCCCGGGCCGGGCCGGGGGGGCUGAACCGAGCGGAGGAGGAGGAAGAGGAGAGGAGGAGGAGGAGGAAGGCGCCCCCCGGGCAUGGCGGCGCCGCUGGCGCUGGGCGGCCCCGGUUCCCUGCGGCCGGACCCGGUGGAGACGCUGCAGGAGGAGGCGAUCUGCGCCAUCUGCCUCGAUUACUUCGCCGACCCGGUGUCCAUCGGCUGCGGGCACAACUUCUGCCGCGGCUGCAUCUCCCGCCUCUGGGCCCGCGGCGGCGGCGGAGCCGAACCCGGCCCGGAGCGCUCCGAGCUCGAGGAGGAGGAGGAGGAGGAGGAGGAGGAAGAAGAGGAGGAAGAGCUGGAGGAAGACGAGCUGGAUGUAGAGCACGAGGAGGAGGAGGAGGACGGCGUGGAGGAGGAGGAGGAGGAGGACGACAUGUGGGAGGAAGAGGAGGAGGAGGAUGAGGAGGAGGAAGGCGAGCUGUGGGGAGACCCCGCCGAGGACGAGGAGGAGGAGGAUGAGGACGAAGGCGGCGCCGCCUGGGCCGAGGGCGCGGAGGGCAGCGGGCUCUACUUGGGCUACGACGAGGACGCCAUGGAGGAGGACGUGGAGGAGGAGGAGGAGGCGGAGGAUGAGGAGGAGGAGGACGACGAGGACGAGGAUGACGACGCCGAGGAAGGCCCCGCCGCCUUCACGUGCCCGCAGUGCCGCAAGUCGUUCUCGCAGCGCAGCUUCCGGCCCAACCUGCAGCUGGCCAACAUGGUGCACAUCAUCCGCCAGCUGCACCCGGGCCCCGGCGGCACCGGCACCGCCGGAACCGGAACCGCCGGAACCACCGGCACCGCCCCCGAGCCCGGCCCCGCGCCCGGCGGGCCCCCCGAGCUCUGCCCCAAGCACCGCGAGCCCCUCAAGCUCUUCUGCGAGCAGGACCUGGCGCCGAUCUGCGUGGUGUGCCGGGAGGCGCGGGGGCACAAGCAGCACAGCGUGCUGCCCCUCGACGAGGCGCUCCAGGAGUGUAAGACCAAGCUCCAGAGCCACCUGGAGCCCCUGCGCCGGCAGCUGGACGCGGUGCUGAAGCAGAAAUCCAGCGAGGAGGAGAAAAUCUCCCUGCUCAGGGAGCAGAUGCAGGCGGAGAUGCAGGAGCUGGAGGCCGAUUUCGAGGAGCUGCAGCGCUUCCUGGCCGGGGAGCAGCUGCUGCUGCUGCGGCAGCUGCAGGAGCGGCACCAGGCGCUGCAGGCGCGGCAGCAGCGCAACCUGGGCGCGCUGGAGGAGCGGGGGGCGGCCCUGCAGCGCCUGAUCAGCGAGGCCGAGGCUGCGGGGAGGCAGGACGGGCUGCAGCUGCUCAAGGACAUCAAAGGCACCUUCAUCAGGUGUGAGAACAUCAAAUUCCAGGAGCCCGAGAUGAUCCCGGUGGACGUGGGGAGGAGGUUCAGGAAUUGUUUCCUGCAGGACGUGGUGAUGAGGAAGAUGGAAAAGGUCUUCAGCAAAGUGCCUCAAGCCGACGUGACCCUGGACCCCUCGACGGCGCACCCGCGGCUCAGCCUGUCCCCGGACCGGCGCAGCGUCCGUCUGUCCGAGCGGCGCGCGGAGCCCGCGGACGGGGCGCGGCCGCCUCGCCCGGACGGCGCCGCCGGCACCGAUCUGUGCGUGCUGGGCUCGCCCGGCUUCACCGCCGGCCGCCACUACUGGGAGGUGGAGGUGGGCGGGCGCCGGGGCUGGGCCGUGGGCGCCGCCCGCGAGAGCGCCCGCGCGCGGCCCCAGGGCGCCCACGGCCCAGCCCCGGCGCCCUGGCGCGAGAUCUGGGCGCUGGGCACGUCGGGCAAGAAGUACCAGGCGCUGACGGCCACGGAGCAGACGGCGCUGGCGCCCGCCGAGCAGCCGCGCAGAUUCGGGGUCUACCUGGACUACGAGCGGGGCCAGCUGUGCUUCUACAACGCCGAGAGCAUGAGCCACAUCCACACCUUCCACAUCUGCUGCUGCCGCCAGCGCGUCUUCCCCUUCUUCCGCGUGCUGGCCCGCGGCACGCGCAUCAAGAUCUGCACCUGAUGGUCGGGGGCAAAAAUGGGGGGAAAUGGACUCUGUGCAGGUGUUUGGGUCCUGAGGUUCUUCUUCUUCUUCCUUGUCUUCAUCCUCCUCCUCUUCCGCGUGCUGGCCCGCGGCACGCGCAUCAAGAUCUGCACCUGAUGGUCGGGGUGGAAAAUGGGGGAAAUGGACUCUGGUUUGUGCAGGUGUUUGGGUCCUGAGGUUCUUCUUCCUUGUCUUCAUCUUCCCCUUCUUCCGCGUGCUGGCCCGCGGCACGCGCAUCAAGAUCUGCACCUGAUGGUCGGGGGCAAAAAUGGGGGGAAUGGACUCAGUUUGUGCAGGUGUUUGGGUCCUGAGGUUCUUCUUCAUCCUCCUCCUCUUCCUCUUCGGCGCGCGCAUCCAGAUCUGCACCCAAUGGUCUGGGUGGAAAAUGGGGGGAAAUGGACUCAGUUUGUGCAGGUGUUUGGGUCCUGAGGUUCUUCUUCAAUCCUCCUCCUCUUCCUCUUCGGUGUGCGCAUCCAGAUCUGCACCUGAUGGUCGGGGUGGAAAAUGGGGGAAUGGACUCUGGUUUGUGCAGGUGUUUGGGUCCUGAGGUUCCUGAUCUUCUUCCUUGUCUUCAUCGUCCCCUUCUUCAAGAUCUGCACCUGAUGGCCGGGGGCAAAUCUGGGGGGGAAUGGACUCUGUGCAGGUGUUUGGGUCUUGAGGUUCAUCUUCCUCUUCUUCAUCCUCCUCCUCUUCCUCUUCGGCACGCACAUCAAGAUCUGCACCUGAUGGCCGGGGGCAAAAAUGGGGGGGAAUGGACUCAGUUUGUGCAGGUGUUUGGGUCCUGAGGUUCUUGAUCUUCUUCUACUUUUCCCUUCUCUUCUUCCUCCUCAUCUUCAUCAUCCGGCACCGGCGCCACGGAGCUGGGGCAGCUCGAGGUGGGGAAGAGCCUUGGAAUUGGGUUUUGGGUUAAAAAGGGGAGAAACGGCUCCUUUGGAACUGGUUUUGGGUAAAAAUGGGGUAAGAUCCUCCCUUUGGAACUGG